Esox lucius (northern pike) is the source of this 7987-nucleotide messenger RNA. Its product is annotated as UPF0606 protein KIAA1549. The record is from RefSeq and is a predicted model, not a curated record. NCBI's taxonomy places the organism in Eukaryota, Metazoa, Chordata, Actinopteri, Esociformes, Esocidae. The transcript has 22 exons. Bases 571 to 4971 code for a protein of 1466 amino acids.
UGCCGAAAAAGCUCUGCUGCAAAAGCACACAGGCGAUAUGCGCCUCACACUAACAGCGUGCAUAUGUUUUGUGUAGAAUCUGGAGUCAUUUUGAGUCAUUAUGGACUGUAGGUUCGCUACAUUAUAGGCGUUCUGAUGAAUGACAAUUUGAUACCGACAGUAGGCUUGUGAGUGGUGUCUUGAAUCUCGGAUUUUCCAUUUCUAUGCUGGGGGGCUCGAACGUACAGCUGUGACGUUUCACCGCGAGAUGAUCAGUGCAUGUAUGGAUGUAGCGCGGUUUAUGUCCGAGUGGGUCGGCCUCGAAUGUAUUCAGUAAUUACAGGCGUCAUUGGAAGUUAUGCUUCUACCGGGCAAAAUAUAUUUUUAUUUUUAGAUUUCACGUUUCGCAGUAACCUAUUUUUCUUUCCUUCAUCCGGAGCGAGUGGCUGCAUUGGGAUUGGAAAGGCGUGACGCGCCUGUACCGCAUCUCCAGGAUGGCAGGUCCUCCUGGUUGCCAGAAGGCAUACAGUGACGAUACUCCUAUAGAGAUGAGACGACACCGAACGUGUGUAUGAUGUGACUCCUCGCGCCAUGGAGAGUCUGAUCCUUGCAUGUGUUGGUUCGAGGAUGUGCCGCCCUCGGAGCCUGCACACUAAUUGUGCACUCCUGCUGGUAGCGGCCUUGCUAGUGUUCAUGACCACUUUAACCUCACCUGUUGCAGAAGCGGCGGACUCAAACGUAACAAAAGCAGCGCAGUCUUCGGGCCGGUCGCCCUCAUCUGCCCGUUCUGGGUGGCCUGGUGCCAGCCCGCCCAAAGACACUGGUCACCCCAGCAAUAUGGACGCCGCCUCGGCGGAUGACGAGGCUCAGGGCAUCCACCUUCUCCUGAGACCGCCGGACCUGCUGUCCCCCAGCCACCCGCCCCCCCUGCCCCCCCACAGCCAGCCCACCCUAACCCCUCCACCGCCCUGGGAGCACGCCCCGUCCCUAGAGGAGGCCUGGGGGUCGGGGGACUACCUCGAAACGCUCUCUUUCAUGGGGCCUGAGGGGGAGGACCUGGCCCUGGCCACACCCUUACCCAGCCACAGCUACGACCUUGAAGAUGAGGCCUCCUACGACACCUCCUUUCCCUCCCGGCCGACCCUUGCCCUCUCCUCCCGCAUCCUCCUCCCCUCAACGGACCCAACCUCUCCCUUCCGGGAGGGCCUACCUCACACCUACCCUGCCCAGCCUGAGGGAUACCCUACCUGGGAGGAGGAAGACUACGACCUGGGGGAAAUGUUGCCUCUGGAGCCCACGGAGCUGCUGCUGCCAGAUAUGAACAGUCUGGAGUACUACACCAACCUGCUGGCCAGAGAGAGGGAACAGGAAAGAGAGCGUUACAGAGAGAGAGAACGAGAGAGGGAGAGAGAGAGGGAGAGAUAUGGAGAUAGAGAGAGGGAUCGAGAAAUUGUCAUCCCUCCCCCAAAGACCACGCCUAAACUUGCCAUCGCACCCACCACCACAACAAAAGCGCACACCCCCACAAAAACACACCCGCCAUCCCCCUCCCCUAGCACGAGGCCCCCUCCAGUCUGGGACCACAAGCGCCCCCCUGUGCCCUCAUUGGGGCCCACCCCUCCCCUGGCCCUGUCGCCUACACUGUGGGGUGGUCAGGGUACCCCCAUCCCUGAUGUUAGACCCACCUCCAGAACGCCACCUCAGCCCCCUCUCCCGCGACCCAGAGUCCCUCCUUCUACUGCCGGCGACAGGCGCGCACCUCUCCCACCAUCCAACACCACCAGCUUGGCUCGCCCCCCCAUGCUGCGACCUCCAGGGUGGGACCCAGUGAAACCACCCCCGCCCGCCGGUACCAGGGCCCCUGGCAACCAUCCAGUGACCACCGCCAAGGCAACCCCUGUUACCACGACAACGGUUGGCACCCCAUCUAGCGCCACCCGUGCCCCAUCCGGACCCCAGGCUCCCCUGGGACGGCAGUACCUGUGCAACGUCACCAAGCCUGAUAUGUACCUAGUCAGAGUGGUCAUGCCUAAGUCUGGCUCCGCUGUGGGCUUUGGCCAAGUCAGGGACAUCCUGAAGAGGGAGUUCAAUCGCUCAGUGGAGCUACAGUUCCUGAGAACUCCGUCUAGCUUUGCGUUCCGUGCUGUGGCAGGACCUCUGAUCUUCACCGCCGCGUCUGUCAUCAACGCUCUGCGCCAAUCAACGCAAAGCUCCUCCUCCAUCAGUGUCUCACCCCUCUAUGCCGCGCCUGAUCCCAAGUACCAAAUACACUCUGUGUUGCAGUUCGUGCCGAGUCACGUGGACAUACGUGUGUGUAACUUCAGUGAGCGAGUAGAGAAAGGGCUCCUGAUGGCCUAUUCAGAGACACGCCGACGCGCACGUGAAGCUGGCAAUGUCACCGUGCAGCUCCUGAACAUUACCAUGGGCCAGGCCAAGCCCCAGGGUGACCUGAAGGUCCCGGUGGACAUAACGUUUGCGGUGCGUGACGGGCGGGGCUACCUGUUGGGUUCAGAGGUCAGCGGUCACCUGAGACAGCUCAGCAUGGUGGAGUUCAGCUUCUACCUGGGCUUCCCCGCAUUGCAGAUCGCAGAACCCUUCCACUACCCUGAGUUGAAUGUGUCUCACCACCUACGCUCUUCCUGGGUCCGCACAGUGCUACUGGGCGUCCAGGAGCAGACUGUGACCGAGCGGAGCUUUAAGGCUCGUCUGGAGCGUCGUCUGGCUCUGCUGCUGGAGGAAGGGCUUGGGGAAGAGACCAGACGGACCCGCUGGAAAAGGGCCACCGCCGUGGGCAACAACAGUUUACAGGUGGUGCGUGUGUCCAGGCUGGCGGGGUCUGGCCGUCCUCUGGAGGUGGUCUAUUUCGUGGAGGGAGCCGGGGGUGAGCGAGUCCCUGCCGAUACCACCGCUGCCACCCUCAACCGCCUGGAGCUGCAGCGGGCUGCCAUCGUACUGGGACACCGCGUCCAGAGACCCCUCGCCCAACCUGUGGAGACCCUGUCGGUCCCUCCCUCGGAAACCCAGAGCAACAGCGUGUGGCUGAUCGUCGGGGUGGUGGUGCCCGUCCUCUUGGCUAUCUUCAUCAUCAUCAUCCUCUACUGGAAACUAUGCGGCUCGGAGAAACUGGAGUUCCAGCCUGACGCCAUCAACACCAUCCAGCAGAGACAGAAGCUGCAGGCUCCCAGUGUGAAGGGCUUUGACUUUGCCAAGCUGCACCUAGGCCAGCACAGUAAGGAUGACAUCCUGGUUAUCCAGGAGCCCGGGGCUCUCCCCGUGCCCGUUAAAGAGCCUAGCCCCUCUGAAGGAGGUGACCUCAACACCCCCAAGUCCAAGGGCUCCUCCACCAAGACUGGCCGUGCUAACCGCCGCAGGGCGAGACUGUCCCCGUCAGAUGGUGACUCUUUGGGCAGCGACCAGUCGAGCGGCAGGGAGUCGGCGGAGGAGAGCGCCAGACCUGUUGCCACACCCAUCGAGGGGAAACAACACCGAAACAAAACGCCUAAGAAUGGGAGGAGCAAGAUGGUGGCUCCCUCCGGAAGCGGUCCAGAUGAGCUGCUCUCAUCCUCCUCUAUAUUCGACCAUGUGGACCGUCUGUCUCGAGGCUCGUCUGACGGCAGGGGUCGCCAGACCAACAAGGUCCAGCUGAUCGCCAUGCAGCCCCGGCCCAGCCCCCCUCAACACCCCCACUCACACAGCCCCACCCUCACAGAACGAGUCAGCACAGAGGUGGCUCUGAGACAUAAGUCAGAAAUCGAGCACCACCGGAACAAGCUUCGCCAGCGGGCGAAGAGGCGUGGGCAGUGCGAGUUCCCCUCCAUGGAUGACAUCCUGGACGCCUUCGGCCACGCCCACGACGAGGGGCUGGAAGUGGGGUGUCCGCAGCGCCUCUACAGCUCCGCCCACGACCACAUGGACAGCAUUCUGCAACCCGACCACCCCUCGCCCCCCACCCCGGGGGAAUCCAGGAAAAGGGGGAGGCGCUCUCCUCGGAGCCGGCGGAGGCAGCAGGGGAACGGCAGUCUGCCUGACACAGACAGACUGACGGACAGAGAACGCUUACUCACUGACCACAGCGCCACCUACAGGAAAUAUCCUGGUCUCAACAACGUGGCCUACAUGUCGGACCCAGACCUGCCUCCUGACCAGGGCAGCCCCUCCCCGAACGACGAGGUGUUUGACCACGGCCCUCCCCCGCCCCCCUACGUCCCCCCACAGCCCUCCAUCGAGGAGGCCCGGCAGCAGAUGCACUCCCUCUUGGAUGACGCCUUCGCCCUGGUGUCGCCUUCCUCCCAAGGCAGCGUCAGCAUUGGGGUAACGCAGGUCAGCCCCGCCCUGCCGAGUCCUUCCCCCUCCCCCCCGGCACGCCCGUCACGCCCGUGGGCCUCCUCCUCCUACCCUGCUGCCCCCGCACACAGCCCCUUCUCCGCGAGGUAUGCAGAGUUAGGGAUGUCUCCCUCAUCAGCGCAAGGCCUGUUGCAGAGGGAGGGCCUAGGUUCAGGGGCCUAUGUGUCUGCUGACGAGCAGCAGCAGGAGUCGGUCUACUCCACCAGGGGGCAGUAUGAGGAGCCACCCUCCUCCUCCAGACCUCGUCCAGUUGGAGGGAGUACAGGUGCUCAGCUGCACCACCUGACGCAGGUAGGCUUGUCGAGCCGGAUCGGAGCGUACCCUGGAGUGGGCCGCAGUGUCUCUGGACCAACAGGCUGCAGCUGGAACCAGCAGCCCCUAGACCAGGAUCUAUCCAGGCCAGGAGCCAGCAGAGAAAGUGUGCUGUCGUUCCCGGACUUCUCCUCCUCGGCUGUGUUCCAGAUGCCUAGCUCUUCUCUAGGAGACCAUUCUGUCCCCCCAAUGCUGCUGGCACCUCCCACUCCGGAGUUCCCCCUAGAUGACUCCUCCCCUUCAGCCCAAAGCUCCGCCUCCCUCAUCAAGGCCAUUAGGGAGGAGCUACGACAGCUCGCCCUGAAACAGGCUGCUGUGGCAGGCAGCUACACCUAGACCAGUGAGCCAAUACUCCAUAACUGGUCAGAACUACUAUACCUAAACCAGAUGAAACUAUUUCAAGCAGCUCAACAAGGGUGGACUGACCAGAACCAACCACCUGGUUUGAACUAGUCAGAACCACUGUCCCUAAACCAAUUGAAUGAAGCGUACAAUGCCAUUCGUAACAUGACUUGAACAAGACAAACAGUAUGUCAAAACCGGUCUGAAACAGAUACCAUUUCCUCACAACAAUAACAUCAUAGUUCUUUACAGGGUUCUGCUGCUCUGUAAAGGUUCCUCAUUCUAACAGUUUCCACUGGACAGGAGGAUCUUGUUUGGUUUCUUCAGAGUCCCGUAGAAGUGCUUCCGUGAGGGGGGCCAUCUCUGCCCCUCCUGACCUCCUGUAUGUGGUGCUAACCGUCAGCCUAAUGUCACCUGUCAUUAAGUUAACCACGCAUUGCCUUCAACACACAUUCAUUUAUCAGCCAUGUUGGUGAGGUCUUGUCCAUUCAUCAGCCAUGUUGGUGAGGUCUUCUCCAUUCAUCAGCCAUAUUGGUGAUGUCUUGCACUGUAGGAAGAGUUGGAGACUUGGAGUAUAAUACUAUGGCCAAUGGGGACUGAAUAUAUAGAUGAAAAACUUAUAUACAAUUAAAAAAAUAUUAUAUGUAGAGAUAUAAAAAUACAAAAUGAGCACAAUAUUAUUGUAUAAGGGUGACCAAUGGAAUAUUAUUGAAAUGUUAUUUAUUUUGUAUUACUCAAAAAGUAUACUUUAAAUCCAUUGUUCAAAAGAAAAAAGACCAAAAUACUGUUUUGGUGUUCUAUGGUUGUAUUCUCCCUGUGUUUGCACUUGCUGUUGCCGUGGAGCUGGUCAUGACGUUGUUAAUUGCCGUGGAGACGUCGCUUAGCGUAGCUGCUCAUGUGUUUAUGUUUCAAUGGUACAAAACAUAAGGAAAAAAGGAUUUUGCAUUGCAUAUAUAAUGCACUUUUCAGUAGGUCACCAACAGUUUGGCAUUACUCACCAUCUCCACCCCCAAUGUGACCUUCUUAGCUUCUGAUGCAGAAUUCUCACAGAACAAAGGCAUUUUGCGAGGUGAAGAUUAACCUUGUCCUCAGGCUAUUGGGCACAGCGCAACUGCCUGGGAACAAGAUUAGGUGAAGAUUGACUGUAAAAUUGUGACAGUGUUUCUCUUUGUUGGAAGAGCUGGGCAACCACUCACACAUAGCAAACACCGAAUAUAAUCACCCUGUUAAAUGUAAGAUUUAAAUAGGUAAUAUUGUGUACAAGGGUGUGGACAUUGACAGGCAUGUUGUUUUUUUAAAGAAGAUAUGCCUUUGUGAAUUUUGAUGAGGUGGUUUAUAGAGUAAAUUACAUCUUUGUGUUCAAUUUCUCUCAAAUCGUCUUUCUUCCUCAAUUUCGUCAGUCAACUGUUAUCCAAGUGGAUGUGAAGGUGAACCACUUGGAGGGGGGCUAAGGAAACAAGACCAUUUAGGACAAAUGUACACCCACCCUGUGCCCUGGUUAUUGGUGUGUUUGGGGUGGCUACUGAGUGCCCUUUGUUUCCAUCUGCUGGUGGUAUGGCUGCAUGGCUUGCUUUCAGCUCUGAUUCCUUUGUGGUCAUAUUGUCUUGGGUUUGGUCAGUGGUUAGUAAUGUGUGAGUUUGUGCAGGCGGGACAGAAUGUUAACCCAUCCAGCUCUGUACUAUAGCUAUCCACAGCAUGUUGAAUAAGUUUGAGGCUUUAGCUAGCUAGCUAUUAGUAAUGUGCCAGUUAUUAUUGUCUUCUCUCAGGCAUGCUGCUAAAAUAGGUUUUAAAAAAUGUUCUAACAAGUUAAAGAGUUGUAACACAAAAGAGUUGAUUAGUGUUAUACAGUGCCAUCCAAACCUGAUCCAUCACAGCCCAGAAAACAUGGUAAUAAUCAACCAGUAGAAGACGCACUAUGUAUGUGUCAUUCUGUUAUACUCUUGUUUUGCCUUUUCAAAUAAUAUUUUUGAAUCUUAAUGAAAGUGGAUAUAACGAUAGACACAGUAUAUAUAAUAAAAUGAAUAUUGUAAAAAGCAUAAAAUAUGUCAACAUAUUUUAUCUGUGAUUGUUAAUGGACAUAUGAACCUUCCAGAAGGACUAACACAUCUUCCCUGUGGACCGUUCCCUCUUUCAGAACUUUUCAUCUGCUUGGACUGAACCUUUCUGAUUGGACCUAGCACCUGUCAAUCAGGCUGUGGGACUGUGAACCGAAUGGAUUCACAGAGAUGUGUGUGUGGCUGAUGAUGAACUGAUUCAUGUGGUGCUAGAAACUUACAGUAACGGACCUGUGGCUCCCACUGUACUGGGGUUUGAGUGUGCCCACAUCUCUCACACCCACCCUGUACAGAUAUGGAGAGUUAACACACACACACAGUAGAAUUCAACACAGACAGACAUAGUGUGAGGUAACACACAGACAAGACAUUGUAGGAGUUAACACACAGACAGACAGACAGACAGUAAAAUUUAACACAGAGACACACUGCCAACCGUGUAAAACAGGGGAUUCUCUUUUCACUUUAAACUAGCUGCAGCUCUCCUGAAUGUUUCACAGAUCUGUGUUAUAGAUCUGCAUUUCAAGUUUUUGUGUUUUAUAAAUGUGAUCCUGUGUGUUUCUCCCGAGAGUGUCGGAGCAGUGGUGUUGCUGACUCUAGCGCCUGAGGUUAUGGCCCUUGAUGAUCCUGUCUCUGUCCUCAGGGAGUGAGUGGGGCAUGUGUUUCUGUUUACUCCUGAGACUAGGGCGGAGCCAUCUGUAGAUCAUACCGUAGGGCCAUGUUUGAUGGUGCAGACACUCGGGUGUGUCAUUAACAUGACCUGUCUGACAGGAACUUGUUUGACACUCCUCCCUCUUUCUUUCUCUGUCCAACCCCCUCUACUUUUCCUCUGCCCUCACCACUCUCUUCCCUUCCUUUUCUUUUUCUUCCUUUUCCUUCCCCGUCCCACUCUCUGGGAGCUGCGUCCCUGUGGUGGAUUGUCAGAAUGAUGUGUAAUUCAAACAUUAAACAAAUGA